Molecule: messenger RNA, 327 nt
Organism: Symbiodinium necroappetens
Lineage: Eukaryota; Dinophyceae; Suessiales; Symbiodiniaceae
Source: the annotation of a GenBank genome assembly
AUGUCCUUGGAUGGCUCCCGGGGAACGGGCGGUACAUCACGGUCCGUCAGCCCGGAGGAUCCCUCCAGAGGGCCUUCCAUGGCAGACCUCCAGUCCUCAGGGCGCAUGGCCAGCGGCCUACCUACCACUGGGCAACCCAAUUCUCAGCGUUGGUUUUCAGCUUCCAGCUCUAUCUUACAUGCAUUGCAUGGUUUAUUCCGAAAGCAUCUAAGCAUCAAGAUACUUGGGGGCUCAUUGCAGGAUGACGGGGAUUCUUCGGGUUUGGACAGAGCUGAUGAUAGGCUUUCAGCACCCCGCAGAGUUGUUUUGAGGUUGGGAGCGCAGUGA